CCCUUCCUUCCUCUCCAGGGGAGGAUAAAAGUCUGGCAGAGAAAAGUAAAAGCAGCAGCUGACUUAGCAACGGUUCUGGAAAGAUGCAGCCACUCCUGUUUCUGUUGAUCUUUGUUCUAUUCCAAGAAGAUGAGGCAGGAAAGAUCAUUGGAGGCCGAGAAGCCAGGCCAAAUUCCCACCCCUACAUGGCAUUUCUUCUGAUCCAGAGUCCAGAAGGGCUGAGUGCUUGUGGAGGGUUUCUGGUGCGAGAAGACUUUGUCCUCACAGCAGGUCACUGCUUUGGAAGCUCCAUAAAUGUUACCCUAGGGGCCCACAACAUUCGAAGGCAAGAAGGGACCCAGCAACACAUCACUGUUCUCAGAGCCAUCCGCCAUCCUGAUUACAAUCCCCCGCCAGUCAUCCAGAAUGACAUCAUGCUACUGCAGCUGAGGAGUAGAGCCCGGAGGAGUCGAGCGGUGAAGCCCGUGGCUCUGCCUCAAGCCACCAAGAGAGUACAACCAGGGGCUUUGUGCACAGUGGCUGGCUGGGGCCUGGUGAGCCAGCGCAGGGGGACAAAUGUACUCCAGGAGGUGAAGCUAAGAGUGCAGACGGACCAAACGUGCGCCAAUCGUUUCCAAUUCUACAACAGCCAGACUCAGAUCUGUGUGGGAAACCCGAGAGAAAGGAAGUCUGCCUUCAAGGGUGAUUCUGGUGGUCCUCUGGUAUGUAAUAAUGUGGCCCAGGGCAUCGUCUCCUAUGGAAGCAGCAGUGGUAACCCUCCAGCUGUGUUCACCAGAAUCCAGAGCUUCAUGCCCUGGAUCAAAAGAACAAUGAGACGUCUUUCCUCAAGUGGUGACAGCCAGGGUAUUCCUCUGAUGCCACUCUGUCUUAUGUCUCAGCAAAGAGGAUUCUAAGCUGGAUUCUAAGCAAGGUCCUGGGCAUCCAUCCAAGUUCAAAAGCAAUGAAACCCUAACAAGACAAAAACUAUCACUUUUAAAAGAGGAUAAUUAAGGAUACAGGGUUAUACACAGAUGUGAGUCCCAGACAAUGGAGUGAUCAUCGUAGGCCUCAAGAACUCUACAGAACCAGGACUGCCUUGUCCACACUCCUCUACUAGAAAAAUUUCCUUCUCACACUCAUUUUUCUUCCAAAUCUGUUUGUGUGGUCACCCAGGCCCCUCUGACAUGGUCUGGGGAGGAUAUUGCACGUGAGACCAUGUGGUCUCACAUCCUGCCCCUGAACUGAUUAUCACCCGCACAUCUCCAGCAAGCGGUAGAAUUUGAACGGCCUGUUAUCUUCAGGAAUCUAUUGCUGCAACUCUCCACAUUUGAACUACUCAGUUCUGGAACCUAAGGAGGAAGAGAAAAAGAAGAAUGUGGGGACUUAUAUUGGCGCUGCAGUCACUCAUAUUGUGGGUGGGAGUGAGGCCCAGGAGAUACAGCAGAGGUGACCUCAAAAGUUCAAGGAAAGACCUCUGUCAAAAAUAAAAGUUCAAUAAAUGUCUUACUGGCUAAGCAAUGCAUCCAAAUGGAGAA
Rattus norvegicus (Norway rat) is the source of this 1514-nucleotide messenger RNA. Lineage: Eukaryota; Metazoa; Chordata; Mammalia; Rodentia; Muridae. The record is from RefSeq and is a predicted model, not a curated record.